This is a messenger RNA of Aureobasidium uvarum, 1512 nucleotides long. NCBI's taxonomy places the organism in Eukaryota, Fungi, Ascomycota, Dothideomycetes, Dothideales, Saccotheciaceae. The record is from the annotation of a GenBank genome assembly.
AUGGACGAUCAUGCAGGCGCAUCGAUAGCCAACCGCGACGACCCCAUCCCCGUCAUCCAGAUACCAUUCAAUACGGACGACACAGCACCGCCCGAGACAGAACAGCAAAAGCUAGGGAGGAGAGAGAGGAUAAAGCAGGAGGCAGAGAGAUUAAAAAGCAAACUCCACGAUGUGUCGACACAGUACAAGACGACACAGGGGAGCGUGCAGGAGAGACUGUUCAAUACACUGCUGGAACAAGUCUUUCCACAAGAUGCCGAAGAUGAUGGCACCCCCAAGAAGGACCGCCGCUCAAGGCAAUACGUCGACAAACCACAGUUCAGUCUACCGGUCAUGUCGGCAAACUUCCGACGCUUCAACGCAAGAAUAGGAAUUGUCUUUGUCUUCCAGAAUCAGAUGAUACGCCUCUUCACCUGGCGUGUCCCAACGCAUACAAUGUCUUUUCUCGCCGUCUAUACCCUUGUAUGUCUGCAGCCAGCACUAGCUCCUGUCGUUCCUCUGGCAGCUCUUCUAUUCUUCGUCAUGAUACCCUCUUUCCUCACACGACAUCCACCACCUCCUGUCGCAAACCCGUCAUCCUCGGUGGAUGCAGCAGCGGCCGAGCAAUACGCAGCAUACGGCUACUCAGGCCCCGCCGUAGCUCCUCCCCAGCGCGUCAAGCCUGCUCCAGAAAUGAGCAAGGAUUUUUUCCGCAACAUGCGCGACCUCCAAAACUGCAUGGAAGACUUCAGCCGUGUCCACGACGGCGCGGUUGCAGUUAUUACUCCCUAUACUGAUUUUAGCAACGAACGCUUGUCCUCGGCUGUCUUUCUCUGCUUGACUGCUCUCGUGAGCAUCGCUUUCUUGGCUGCACAUCUGGUACCAUGGCGCGCAAUCUUGCUCGUAGCAGGUUGGUCAGCUACAGCAGCAGGUCAUCCCUACACCCAAGAACUCAUCAGUAACGAAGGCUUUCUGGCCAAUCUACAAGUCAUCUACAACCGCAUCUGUGUGUUUGGCGCCGAAUGGGUCGAGUCCGACAUUGUCCUCGACGAACCCGCUCAAGUCCGCGAAGUCGAGAUUUUCGAAUUGCAACGACUGGAAAAACACACUUUGGGAGGAGAGGAAGGAGCUGUGCUGCAGGGAGAAUGGGAACCCUGGUUAUUUACUCCUCAACCCUAUGCCCCUACUUCUCCGUCCAGGAUUGCUGGCGCAAGACCAGUGGGCACACAAUUCUUUGAAGAUGUACAACCGCCCAAUGGAUGGUUAUGGCGAGACAAAAAAUGGACAUUGGAUUUAGGGAGUAGGGAGUGGGUGGAAGAGCGCUGUGUUUCUGCCGUGGAGAUUGAGACGGAAGGCGAGAGAUGGGUCUACGAUCUCGACACUGCUGAUUCAAAGACCAAAUCUACUACCACGCUUUCCCCGCCAAAGAGUUGGGAGGAAGGGUCGGGUGUAUCGGUCAAGGGAGAGUGGAGACGCAGACGUUGGGUCAGACUUGUUGAGCGCAAGAUUGUCAAGGUCAGUCCUGAUGAAUGA